Messenger RNA from Symsagittifera roscoffensis, 1433 nucleotides. RefSeq names its product serine/threonine-protein phosphatase 2B catalytic subunit beta isoform-like. Gene Ontology annotation, molecular function: calmodulin binding; calmodulin-dependent protein phosphatase activity. Gene Ontology annotation, cellular component: cytoplasm; calcineurin complex. The coding region runs from base 1 to 1404 and encodes 467 amino acids. Gene Ontology annotation, biological process: calcineurin-mediated signaling. The record is from RefSeq and is a predicted model, not a curated record. Lineage: Eukaryota; Metazoa; Xenacoelomorpha; Acoela; Convolutidae. The transcript is spliced from 9 exons.
AUGUCAAAGUCUUCCCAAAAGUCAAUCCCGUCUUCUUCGUCAUCUUCUUCAUCUUCGUCGAGCGAACCCCGGGGUGGAUCACACCUCGGACUCGGCGACGGAUCUCAAGACGACUCGAGCUCCGGAAUGAAUAGUAUUCCCCACAGUCGUCCCAACGCCCCCCAGCCCAAGGGAAAACCCAUUCCCAGGAAGAAACUGACAGUGGAAGACCUGUUCGACGCUCGAGGACUCCCGCAAUUGGGACUCCUUCGAAAUCAUAUGAAGGAGGAAGGCCGAUUGUCGGAGGCCGGGGCACUUAAGAUCCUAAGAGACACGACAACAUUGCUCACUAAGGAGCCGACUCUGAUGGAGAUCCCGGCGCCUGUCAUCAUCUGCGGGGACAUCCACGGACAGUACUAUGACCUCCUUCGCCUCCUCAAGAUAGGGGGCAGUGCCAGUGAACACACCUACUUGUUCCUUGGGGACUACGUGGACAGGGGCAUGUUCAGCAUAGAGUGUGUGUUACUACUCUAUGCCAUGAAGAUUGCUUAUCCUAAACAUGUACUCAUGCUCAGAGGAAACCACGAAUGCAGGCAUCUCACUAAAGUGUUCACCUUUAAAGAGGAAUGUCUGGCUAAGUAUUCUGAGACAGUGUACAAGGCAUGUAUGGAAUCUUUCGACGCCUUACCUCUUGCGGCCAUAGUGAACAAACAGUUUUUCUGUGUACAUGGCGGACUGUCUCCGAGGAUUAAAAAAGUGGCUGAGAUACACAAAAUUGACAGAUUUAAGGAACCCAACAGAAAAGACGCCAUGACAGACAUGUUGUGGAGUGACCCCUCAAAAACAUAUGGGAAAGACAGCACUGCGGAGAACUACACGUUCAACACCUCCAGACAGAUCUCCUACUUCUUCACAUACAAGGCAGUCUGCGAGUUCCUCAGAGAGAACGACCUCAUUUCUGUCAUCAGAGGCCACGAAGCACAGGAUGCAGGAUACAGAUUUACUAGAACAUUUGUGCACCAACAGUAUCCCUACUGGCUGCCCAACUUCCAGAAUGGACUGGUGUGGUCACUCCCGUUUGCAGCCAAACUCAUCACACACGUCCUACUAUCCGUCAUAGGACUGUGCACUGAGGAGGAGUUGUCUAAGGCGGGUGCCGUCGAUGAUUCGUUACUCAAUAAGGCGAAAGCAGUGAGCAAGAUGGCCAACUACUACGACAAAGUGGCUGAGGACAACGACCUAGCUGUAAAAAUGAAGGGUCUGAGUGACAAUGAGCAGUUGAGGAAGGACAUUCUGACGGGGGAGGAGGACAGUAAGGAGGCGAAGGAGUUGCAGGCGGGACGCAGACUCUCCUUCCGGGAGGCGAAGAAGCUGGACACUGAGAACGAGCAGAUGCCCACCAAUGACACCAGUCAGUUCGGUUAAAUUCUACUCACCACACUUGUAAAACCAUU